AUGCUUCAUCUAGACGGCAGCACGCUCGAAGGCGGCGGCCAACUCGUGCGCAUCGCUGCCGCCCUAUCAGCUUUGACCGGGAAACCGCUGAGUAUCAGCCGCAUACGCGCGAACCGAAGCGGCUCCAAGGGGCUGAAGGCCUCUCACUGUGCAGCCAUAAAAUUCUUGCUUGAUGUCUGUGGAGGGACCGCGGUGGGGAACCAGGUUGGGCAUCAUGAACUCUCCAUCUACCCAAGGGGACAGAAGACCGGGAGGAGCAGUUUGCAGACCAAGCGGGAAGACAACAAUGCGAAUUCAGACCUGAGAAAGUCGGCGGCGUCUUUACAGCAGCUAUCACUCACUUCUCUGUACUCGUCACCGCGUGUCACAGUUAAAUCAGAGUAUGACAUACGCCUAUCAACACCGGGCUCGGUCUUCUUAAUAUUCCAAGCGCUCUAUCCGUACCUUUUGUUUGCCGGCGCAUGCACGCCGACAAUAGAAGCCGAUGCUGGCACUUCAGACACGGUACGGGAGCAUCCAAAGGGAAUACGGGUAAAUAUCACAGGCGGCACGCAUGUGUCAUUCUCCCCGUCGUACGAUUAUAUAUCCCAAGUGUUGAUUCCAAAUUUCGCGAAAUUUGGGCUCCCUCCUUUAUCUAUGGAGCUGAAGAAACGCGGCUGGGCCACAGGCCAAUGGGCAGAAGUAGGGGCAGUGUCGUUGGUUAUUUCACCCUUAUCGGCAAAUGGGACGCCGUCUAGGUCUGACACCAUAUCAUCACCGUCGCACGACAGUGGCAGAGCUCAGGCCGAAACACCCCCUGUAGUAUUCCCGAGCAUCGAGCUGGAUGCGUUUGACAAAGGAUUUAUCACGCAAAUAGAUGUGACAAUCCUCGCACCUGAUACCCUUGCACAGAAGCUUCUAAAGGAACUUUCUGCAAAGUCGGCCAAGGGCCGCAACAGGGACAAGAAGUUGCAGAAGAAGGCAGUUCUUUGCCAUGACCCAUCCGGGGUCCGAAAUCCGUAUCGUGAGCAGGAAACUUCGGAGGACGGAGACGAGUACCUUAGUAACGCCGGAGAGCAAGCAGCGUGUAUGGGUGAUGCCUGUAACAUGAAGCAAGGACCACCUCAAACGGCUCGAGAAUUCAUCCAGCUGGAAACUAUCAGGACGUUAUCCAGAGAGCUCAAUCGUCAGGUCAACAGAGAACAAAGCGUGUUACCAACCACACCAGAGAUCGACGAUGCAGAAGUCGAUGAGAUGCAGUCACAUCGUAUUAAUAUUGGUGACGUGGUUGUUAAUCUGCAUACAUCAGAGGCAACGUCCCACUACUCACAGACCUAUAUCCUCCUAGUCGCCCACACAUCGACGGGGUUCCGUCUGGGGAGAGACGCACUUUAUUCGUCAUUCCACCAUGGGCCAAGUAGGAGUGAUUCCAAAACAGGGAAGAAGGCUAGGAAAGGGUCUGCUAGAUCCAGUGCAGACAGUGGGAAUAUCCUGCUGAGAAUGAAGGGCAUGAUCGAUCAAUGCGUGACAGACCUAAUGGAUGAAUUCGAAAGCCAUCCAGGAGACCAGGGGCAGGGCAGACGGAUAAUCAUACCGAAGAAGGCAGUUGAUGUAUAUAUGAGGGAUCAGCUCGUUGUAUUUGAAGCGCUUGGAAGAUUGACCCAUCCUGGUCCCCAUCUAUCGGCGGGCGGGGAGCAGCGGGACGAGGAGGGAGUUAGCCUCCAUACUCGCACCGCAAAGUGGGUAUGUGAACAGAUACUUGGAUGUCCAUGA
Molecule: messenger RNA, 1752 nt
Organism: Trichophyton benhamiae CBS 112371
Lineage: Eukaryota; Fungi; Ascomycota; Eurotiomycetes; Onygenales; Arthrodermataceae
Product: RNA 3'-terminal phosphate cyclase, putative
Exons: 1
Coding region: 1-1752 (583 amino acids)
Biological process (GO): RNA processing
Cellular component (GO): nucleus
Molecular function (GO): RNA-3'-phosphate cyclase activity
Source: RefSeq, a predicted model, not a curated record